CAGGUCUCUUGUUGGCGGCCUUAUGUCCCGCAAGCCGCUGGCCUCGCUCCAGUCAAAUCGUUCAAACACACAGCGACAGCACCAACAGCCCGUUUCACUCGCAAGGCGGCUGCUCUUUCCGUCGCUGCCAAAUAAUGACUUGCCUCUUCUCCUCGUUUCUCCAGUGCCACCAGAGCUUACUGCAGAGCUCUACGACUUCAUCGCCCUCGCUCUUCGUGCCUUUGUGAACCCAUGGUGGACCAAGAUUACUCGCUAUGACAAGGAAUUUCUUCCAGAUAUCACUCGUAUCCUUACUGCUGUCGUCCGGGCUCUGGAAGAGCGCGUUCUUGCAACCGAUUUUCCGUCUGUCAUUUGUCGUGACAUUCCUGUAAUUCUCACCCAGCAUUACACCGACUACCGUAAUGCCUCUUCCAAAAUUGCCACUGCAUAUGCCGCGGGCGGUGCCCUUUCUAUGGACCAGCUCUUCCAUCAGUUUCAACCACACAUGGCCCUAUCCCCUGAUGGUCAAUUAGACCGUGACUAUAUUCGCCAAAUUCUUGAUCAUAUUCUCAAGGCGUGCCUGCCUUCAGAAGACUUUGAGCCAGAGGCGGAACGACUCAUUGUUAGAGAAAUUAUUCUCAAGAUUGUGGUCAAGGACGUGAUUCCUAAAAUCGUUCAGCCCUGGUUCAUUCAGAAGACCAUUCUAGAUUUCCUUGGACCUCAGCCUGGUUCUGCGAGUAGCAUUGCAACUUCGGAAUCACCGCCGCCUUCGCAGUCAAGCCAGGCCUUCUCCUUCCAUACCAUUCUCAUCGUCUUCCUUUCCGCAAUACAGUCUAUCUCAGGAGCUUGUCUUGCUCUAAUACAUACUUACAAACAUGCUGUCAAUACCAUUAAACUGGUGAAUCAGUCGCCGUCCAAAUCUGUACACCCUUCGCCGUCAUCGAAGAGCACCUCGUCUUCGAGCCCCGUACUUCUUGAAACGAUCCCAUCUCCGCCAUUUUCUCGUGCACCAUCCAAAUCAUCAUCCACCUCUUCCCUUCCUCCGGCUCCCCUUUCCCCCUCCGACUUUCCUACACCCCCGUCGGUUCCCACGAAUCGGAAUGAACACCUUCACGAAUAUUACGCCCAUGCACCUAUCCUCAUGAUUUCGGAGAUAUUCUCCUUACACGAUCGCUACGCGUCAAGUGUAAUCGUGACUACCAUCAGCAUGCUAGCGUCUUUUUUUACCCCGUUCCUCGAUCGUCUGCUUCCCUACCUUCUUGGUAAGAUAUUAUCCCCUGCGCUACUCCUCAACAUUGUGCGUACAGGAAAACGGACUCUGUUUCCCAACGGGUACCCCGCGCCUCCUCCAGUAGAUCCGACGCCAGAGGAACAAGCUGAAAUUUACGCAAAAUUGAUUGCCUGGCGCGGCAAGGGGGGUCUAUCACACCUAAUUCCAAUACUGUUGGGCUCCGAUCCUUCGGUAACGCUCAAAUCUGCCAUCGACCCCUUGACGAGUACCUCAUGCAAUGUACACCUGGUUAUGAUGAUUCUAGACCGGAUUGUUAUCGCGUUAUUCCCAGAACUUGGUGGAGCUGGAUCGGGGGAGAGUUUGUAGCGCGUUUACGUUUAUAAUUCUUAUGUUGUAUUUGCAGUACGUGUCGCGUUAUGUACACAUGUUUGAUUCGGAAGCCAUC
Messenger RNA from Desarmillaria tabescens, 1655 nucleotides. RefSeq names its product PXA domain-containing protein. Lineage: Eukaryota; Fungi; Basidiomycota; Agaricomycetes; Agaricales; Physalacriaceae. The record is from RefSeq and is a predicted model, not a curated record. Gene Ontology annotation, cellular component: intracellular membrane-bounded organelle. Gene Ontology annotation, molecular function: phosphatidylinositol binding. The transcript is spliced from 4 exons. The coding region runs from base 23 to 1576 and encodes 517 amino acids.